Hylaeus anthracinus is the source of this 2791-nucleotide messenger RNA. RefSeq lists its product as uncharacterized. The transcript is spliced from 11 exons. Gene Ontology annotation, cellular component: extracellular region. The record is from RefSeq and is a predicted model, not a curated record. Bases 16 to 2640 code for a protein of 874 amino acids. Lineage: Eukaryota; Metazoa; Arthropoda; Insecta; Hymenoptera; Colletidae.
ACGAAAGAUCGUUGAAUGGGCUGGCGAGUCGUAGGCGUGUCGACGGUGCACACACGGGGCCUCCUUCUCGUUCUCCUGGUAGGCUUCGCCCGCACCAGGGCGGAAAUGCUGGAAACGAUAGCUCAAUGGCCACUUCUGGACUUCGCCCUUCCUUACGAUCGAGAGUUCCUGAAUCAGUAUCGUCCCGAGAACGUGGUGCCUACUGGUAUCACGGUCGGCUGGGACAAGAUCUUCGUCAGCAUCCCAAGAUUGCGCGACGGCGUACCGUCGACCUUGAACUACAUACCGAGAAACAUUCCUUUGAAUAGCAGCCCUCAGCUCCAGGCCUACCCAUCCUGGGAUUGGCACAGUGCUGGCAAGGGAGACCUGAACUGCUCGAAACUCAUCUCCGUCUACAGGACGCGACUCGAUAGGUGCAACAGGCUGUGGGUCGUCGACAGUGGAGUAAUGACCUCGAUCGACGACUUCAGGCCUGUUUGCCGACCGAAAAUCCUGGUCUUCGACCUGCAAACUGACACGGUGGUGCGACAGUUCACCUUCCCUCGAGAGGCUUUAAGACCCAACACGCUGCUGACGAACGUCCUGAUCGACGAUGUUUCAGCGACCACCUGCGACGACGUGUUCCUUUACAUAACCGACACGGCAGGACCUGGCAUCCUGGUCUUCGACGGCGCGACGGACAGAAGCUGGCGCGUCACGCACGCCACUAUGUACCCGCAUCCAGAUUUCUCCACUUACAGGAUCGGUAGCGACACGUUCGAGUUACUGGACGGUGUCGUGGGAUUGGCGUUUUCUGCGAGAUUAGGAUUGGUGUAUUAUCAGCCGCUGGCGACCGACAGGAUCUUCAGCGUGCCGACCACGGCACUUCAAGCGGGUCCACCGCCGUUUGGCGAGCAAUUGCCGGUGACUUUGGUCGGCAGAAAGUCCAGUCAAGGUCUCGCGUUGGCCGUCGAUCCACGAGACGACAAGAUCCUCUUCUCGCCGUUCACGGAAACCGCGAUCGCCGCCUGGCAGCCGCAGACCAACCAGCAGAGGAUCCUGGCUUUCAGUCCAGAGAAGCUGCAAUUCGUCGCUGAGCUUCGCUGGGCAGACCGCGACAAUGGCAACAUUUGGGUGUUGACAUCCAGGUUUCAGAAAUUCUUCCGGCGGGAGGUGAACGCGCGCGACAUCAACAUUCGGAUCAUGAGGAUGAUUCCCGAGCCCCGUUCGCUGAAAAACGCAGCGCUUGCUUCGUACCAACAACAACGGUUUCCACUGUAUUUCUACAAUAAUACACGCCAGCGAGUGCAUCGCGAGAUAAAUCAUACCAGAAGACGUCUUCGAACCGAUAACAUCAUUUGCGCUCGUAGCACGGAGAUGAAUCCGUUUUGCUGGACGAUCCUGCUGAUCGUAUCGAUUUCCGGUGCGCGCACGUACGAGAAGCUGAGGAGCAUCUACGCGUGGAAGAGAUUGGAAUACGCGUUUCCAAACGAGCUUGCCAGGCAGAACGCCAUCAAAAGUGGAGAGUUCGUACCUGGUGCUGCUGUGCCCAUCGACGUCGACGUUUACAACGGAGGCCACCAGUCGAGGGUCUUUGUCACCACACCGAGGAUCGAGAACGGUAUACCUGCUACGUUAGGCUGCGUCAUCGAUGACCAGACGCUGGAUGGGAAUCCCAUGAUCGCGCCGUACCCGAAUUGGGGUUACAACUCUCUGGGAAACUGCGACUCGAUCACCAGUGUCUACAGAAUGAAGAUAGACGAGUGCGGUCGCCUGUGGGUGCUCGACACAGGAAAGGUAGGGGACAACUACGUUUGUCGGCCACAGAUCCUCGUGUUCUCUUUGGAAACGAACGAGUUGAUCUCCAGGUACAGAUUUCCCCGGGAUCAGUACAAGGACGACUCUCUCUACGUCACCGUAGCCGUCGACGUCCGCGAUCCUCAUCAGCAGUGCAAAGACACGUUCGCCUACAUCGCCGACGUCACAGGAUUCGCGUUGAUCGUUUACGAUUACCGCAACUCGCGAUCCUGGAAGAUCGUCAACAACUUGUUUUACCCCUAUCCACCGUACGGCACCUUCAACAUCAGGGGUGAAACGUUCGAUUUGAUGGACGGCAUCCUGGGACUCGCCCUGGGACCCAUGCACCACGGUGACAGAACUCUUUACUUCCAUUCUUUGGCCAGCAGGGUCGAGUCGUGGGUGCCUACGUCGGUGAUUAGAAAUCACACCAUGUUUGACGGGAACGCGGAGGCUUCGGCAAGGUCGUUCGUUCCGUUUACGUUGGAGAGAUCAUCCCAGUCGGCAGCACAGGCCAUGGAUCGUAACGGAGUCCUCUUUUACGGUUUGUUAUCGGAACUGUCGAUUGGAUGUUGGAACAGCAAAAGUUACCCCGAGUACGGAGGUAGUCAUAACGAGGUCGUCGUCACUGACCCUGAGACCUUGCAGUUCCCUGCUGGUAUGAAGAUCAUAACUUCGAAGAACGACAGGCAGGAGAUCUGGAUCCUGACGGCGUCCUUCCAAAAGUACAUGACUGGUUCGUUGAAUUCGAACGAGACGAACUUCAGGAUCCUGGCUGGCUUCGUGGAAGAAUUGGUCCGUGGCACUAAAUGCGACGUGGUUGCAACUUCGAUUCGAAACGUGGCUAGUUCUCACUAUAAAUGAAGAUCGUGGCACCGCGAGCAAUCUUCCAGCUACCACCGCGAGGGUUUGUCGCCAUAUUGGCGGUACUCCUUCUUCGCGAGCAGACCGUUCAAGUAUUUUUAUCCUCGCGAUCGCUAUUUCUAUUCGCAAAAGUAUUUCGAGAGCUUCCAUU